GGUGCAGGCCACGCACACGGCAGCUGUCGGGCAGGCUGGGGCGGGGAACGUGUGGGGGCCGCCAGCCAGCCAGUAGGUCUGCUGAUUUUUCCUGCGAGAGUGUGCUGCUGCUGCCACUCCAGGACCCGUCACUGUUACCACAGAAGUUGGGUUUGUUUGCGGGAACCUUAGUACGCCUCAGUCCUUGAGAGCAAUGGAAAGCUUAGAAAACCUGCCCACAGAGCUGCAACGGAACUUUUACUUGAUGCGAGACCUGGACCAGCGGUCACAAGAUGUUAUGCGUAAUAUUGACCAGAUUUCAGAUGAGUACCUGACAACAGUUAAAAGCUUGAGUCCUGAGAAAAGAUCUGAGCAGAUGAGCAAGAUUCAAAAGAUGUUCAACAGGGCAAAAGAGUACAGUGAUGACAAAGUUCAGCUUGCUAUCCAGACUUAUGAACUGGUGGAUAAACACAUCCGCAGAUUAGAUUCUGACUUAGCCAAAUUUGAGGCAGAAAUCAAGGAGAAAGCACUCAACAACAAUAAGAAGGAGGAAGAAACCAAUAGUAAAAAAAGGAGAAAGAAAAAAGAAGAAAAAGGUAAAAACAAAAGAAAAGGGACUCAGUCUGAUGAUGGAGAAGCAGUUCCCAAGACUGGUCGCAAGAAGAAGAAGAAAUUGGAAACAGACUCAGCAAUUGUCUCAACCAUACCGUGCCUCUCCAUUGCCCACCCCUCAGAUGUGUUGGACAUGCCUGUUGAUCCUAAUGAGCCAACCUACUGCCUAUGUCAUCAAGUGUCCUAUGGAGAGAUGAUUGCAUGUGAUAAGAUGGAUUGUCCCAUUGAGUGGUUUCAUUUUGCCUGUGUUGGGCUCACUACCAAGCCAAAAGGAAAAUGGUACUGUCCAAAGUGUUCCACUGAAAGGAAAAAGAAAUAGGGAUGUUGUAUUUUUAUUCUAGAGAAAUAUUUUUCUGAUAGCUUUAGUAUUUGUUGAUUGUUAAAAAAGUAUUUCUAGGAGGAAUAUCUUUUAAGCUAAAGUUGAAGGAUUUCUGUUAUUAGUAAUAAAGUUGUACUUGAAGUCUUUACAUUACUUACAUCAAAAGAAGUGCCAAAAUUUUGCUCAUUACAAACUUAAGUGUAAAAAUUAGCCUUGAAAUCACACAUUCUCUUUACUAAUUUAGUACUGAGAGGUUUCUUGUGAUCAUUGGAAAGCAUAUGGAUGUGCAUAUUGUUGCUAUAUUAAAGGAUGAAUACAAGCAAAAUGUUUUUGUCAAAUGUGAGGAAGUUCAGAUGAAUGUACGUACGUGUAUGUAUGUACGCACCUUAUUUUGGCUAUAGGUAGGAAGAUAUUUUUAUCUAUAUCAGUGAUGGUUAUAAUAACUUCAGUUUUGUAGGUGUAUGUUAGCAACUUUCAAGCUUUAAUAAUUUAUCAGAAUUGUGUAUGAUUCCUUUAAAAUCUUAAAAUGUGUUUCACAUCAAAAGACUUCUGUUCCAUUAUUUCUAUGACAUGGACAUUAAAGCAGUCUUGACUGGAUCAUGCUAUUGACAACAUUUUCAUAAGCAAAGUCAUUCCAGCAUAGCUAAUAAAAAUGCACUAUUUUC
Messenger RNA from Scylla paramamosain (green mud crab), 1575 nucleotides. RefSeq names its product inhibitor of growth protein 4-like (gene Ing5). Gene Ontology annotation, cellular component: nucleus. The transcript is spliced from 6 exons. The record is from RefSeq and is a predicted model, not a curated record. Lineage: Eukaryota; Metazoa; Arthropoda; Malacostraca; Decapoda; Portunidae. Bases 194 to 910 code for a protein of 238 amino acids. Gene Ontology annotation, biological process: regulation of DNA-templated transcription.